CCACCCCCGGGCCGCGGCGGCGCCCCCUGGAGGCCGCGGCGGGCAGAGCGGGCGGAAGGAACCCGAGCCGAGCUGCCACCGUGUCCGAGCGGGAGCCGCCGCCGCAGCCGCCGCCGGAGUGUCGCGGGCCCGGAGUCCGCCUGGAACGCCCUUCUCACCGCCCGCCACGUCGCAGCGCCCGCCGGAGCCGCCUCGCCGCCCGCACACACCCGAAGCGGCCGGGCCGGGCCCGCCUCGGCCCUCUGCUCGUCCUCCCCGCCCCGCACCGGCCUUCACUCUGGAGCGGCCCCGGCAGCCGCAGCAGGGGCGGCGGCGGCGGAUCGAGGAGCUCUCCAGGUCGUCCCGGGAGAGGCUGCUGCAGUCCCGGGACAGGAUGUUCUCCAAGUUCACCUCCAUCCUGCAGCACGCCGUGGAGGCGCUUGCACCUUCUCUUCCUUUACAAGAAGAUUUUGUUUAUCACUGGAAGGCAAUUACCCAUUACUACAUAGAGACUUCGGAUGAUAAAGCCCCGGUGACAGAUACAAAUAUUCCAUCUCAUCUGGAACAGAUGUUGGUUAUCUUGAUACAAGAAGAAAGUGAACGGGAAUUUGGAGAGACGGGGCCAUGUAUGGAAUAUUUACUUCAUCACAAGAUCUUGGAAACAUUAUAUACCUUAGGGAAAGCUGAUUGUCCUCCGGGGAUGAAACAGCAGGUUUUGGUGUUCUAUACCAAACUUCUGGGGAAAAUCCGGCAGCCACUACUUCCACAUAUUAACGUGCAUAGGCCAGUGCAGAAAUUAAUUCGACUGUGUGGUGAAGUCCUUGCAACGCCAACAGAAAAUGAAGAAAUUCAGUUUCUCUGCAUUGUGUGUGCAAAGCUGAAACAAGAUCCCUACUUGGUUAAUUUUUUUCUGGAGAACAAGUUUAAAUCACUGGCUUCUAAAGGAGCACCAAACGCAACUUCAGAAGAUGUAUUAAAAGGUCAAGAUUCCUUGUCAACAGAUACAGGACAGUCCUGUCGGCCAGAGGAACCGUCUGGUGCUUCUGGAAUGGAGCACACGGAGUUAGAAGACGAGCCUCACGCUCAGAUGGAUGAUCUGUCCACAGGCUUGGACAACCUCAGCAUCGCUGCACUGCCAGAGGCCACAGUUGUUCGUCCAAACCAGGAUUACAACUUAGUGAAUUCUUUGUUAAAUCUUACUAGAAGUCCUGAUGGCCGAAUAGCUGUGAAAGCCUGCGAGGGCUUGAUGCUGUUAGUGAGUUUGCCAGAGCCAGCGGCCGUCAAGUGCCUCACGCAGAGCACCUGCUUGUGCGAACUGCUCACAGACAGGCUGGCCUCCCUGUACAAGGCCCUACCUCAGUCAGUGGACCCCUUAGAUAUUGAAACAGUGGAAGCAAUUAACUGGGGCUUGGACUCAUAUAGUCAUAAAGAAGAUGCUUCCGCAUUUCCAGGAAAACGAGCCUUAAUUUCAUUUCUCUCCUGGUUUGAUUAUUGUGAUCAACUCAUAAAGGAAGCACAAAAGACUGCUGCUGUUGCUCUUGCCAAAGCUGUUCAUGAAAGAUUUUUUAUUGGUGUUAUGGAACCUCAAUUAAUGCAAACUUCUGAGAUGGGUAUUCUGACAUCAACUGCUCUGCUUCAUCGCAUUGUUCGGCAAGUAACCUCUGACAUUUUGCUUCAAGAAAUGGUGUUUUUCAUCCUUGGAGAACAGAGGGAACCAGAAACUCUGGCAGAAAUCAGCAGACAUCCUUUAAGACAUAGGUUAAUUGAACAUUGUGAUCACAUAUCUGAUGAGAUAAGCAUAAUGACAUUAAGAAUGUUUGAACAUCUUUUGCAAAAACCCAGUGAGCACAUUCUUUACAACUUGGUCCUAAGAAAUCUUGAAGAAAGAAACUAUACAGAAUAUAAACCUGUGUGCCCAGAAGAUAAAGAUGUAGUGGAGAAUGGGUUAAUAGCAGGAGCAGUAGAUCUGGAAGAAGAUCCUUUGUUUACUGACAUUUCACCAGAUAACACUUUGUCAAACCAAGAGUGGCUUAGUUCUUCACCUCCUGCUUCUCCAGACCACCCCAAAAAUGAUGGGAAAACUGAAGUCCAUAAAAUUGUAAAUAGUUUCCUCUGUCUGGUACCGGAUGAAGCAAAAUCAUCCUACCAUGUUGAGGGCACUGGAUAUGACACCUACCUCCGAGAUGCUCAUAGGCAGUUCCGGGAUUACUGUGCUAUCUGCUUAAGAUGGGAGUGGCCUGGGUCUCCAAAAACAUUGGAAAAGUGCAAUUUAGAAGCAGCUUUCUUUGAAGGUCAUUUUUUGAAAGUUUUAUUUGACAGAAUGGGAAGAAUUCUUGAUCAGCCAUAUGAUGUCAAUUUACAAGUAACAUCAGUGCUAUCUAGACUUUCUCUCUUCCCUCAUCCACACAUACACGAGUACCUUUUGGACCCUUACGUGAACCUUGCUUCUGGCUGUAGAUCUCUCUUCUCUGUAAUCGUCAGGGUUGUUGGAGACCUCAUGGUUCGAAUCCAGCGUAUUCAAGAUUUUACUCCCAAGCUUCUAUUAGUCAGAAAGCGAUUACUUGGUCUGGAACCUGAAGGCCCUAUUAUCGAGCACAUCACGUUGCUGGAGGGUGUGAUUGUGCUGGAAGAGUUCUGUAAGGAGCUGGCGGCCAUCGCCUUUGUGAAAUACCAUGCUGCCUCCACACCAUAAACGGCAUCUUGCAAGUAACCAAGGGAACAGAACUGUUGUAUGCAUUUCAUCAAAAAAGCCUCAGUUCCACCCAGCCACAAGAGGAUAAAAAGCCUUUUUAAAUGAAGCAUUGCUGUAAACUGGACAGAACCAUUCAGAGCCCACUGAGUGGACACUCAGUGCAAUGUUGUGUGAUGUUGACUUUAUCGUAAUGGUUCUAGAUAUAAAGUUGCACAUCCUUGAGUCCAGGAUACAAUCAAAGGAACUUCAGGAAAUAAGCAUUUCUAAUGCCUGUGUGAAAAGCUGCAAAAUUUCUGAUGUCAUGACUUUGAUGAUAUUUCUGUUAAUUUAACAUCCUUUUAGGUAGCAAGGCAUUUUGACAUUCUCUGGGACUCAAAUGCUUAUAUUCUUUUGGAUUAAUAAGUAGCAGAAAAAAAAAACACCUAAUUUUAUAACUUUUUAAGGUCAAUUCUUAUCAAACAAAAUAUUGAAAAAAACUGUAAGUGAGAAAAAAAUACAAUUUAGGAACCAUCAAAUGAAUUAAUAAUAGAAGAUAAAAAUGUGUAGAGCACCAUUAACUUUCUUCAGCUUUUCUAAGAAAAACAAUUUAAUAUGAUAAUGAAAUUCUUGAUUAAUAUAAUAUAUAUUUUUUAAAGAAACCUUCUUUUACUCUCUUGUGCACAUAGCCUCGUUAGUGAUUGAUUUUCAUGUAUGGGUCCCAGUUUAUUUAAACUUUGUCAUUUUUGCAACAAUGUUGAAUAUGUGCCCACUGUUGGUAGUGUUUACUAAAAUAGUAUUUUUUAAGCUAAUUAACAUGUAUUGGGUUGAGACCCUUUUUUUUCUCUCUCUCCCUCCCUCUCUGAAAAUUGCUUUAUCAUUUGAUUUUCUUAUUGAAAUGCAUGGUAGCGUGUAGGUGGCAGCAAUCAAAAUGCCAAUGGCCCCCUGAAUGUUUACAUUUUUUUUUUUCCAUUUUGUUCAGUCUUUUGUUUUAAAUCAUUCUGAAGAGAUUUUAAAACAAACCAGCAAGUCUGACCUGUUUACAUAUGAAAGGACUUGGGUAAAUUGGUCUAUGUGUGGAUGGGUGCGUGUGUAGGAGCGUGUGAUGUGGGUAGCUGGCAGAGCUGCACUGUGCACCGCAUGCUGGUACUUGAUUUACAACAUGGCAUUUGCUAAUCCACUUUCUCUUCUUCCUUUAAGUGAUACUUAUCACUCAAAUAUUGCUUUUAAGCUUCCUUGGGUUUUUGUUUUAUUUUUUCAGUUGGAAUGGUAAGCAGCAGCACUUUCCUCUUUACCUUUUCAUUUACUGAUAUUCGGGGGAGCAGACUAGGCAAACCUGCCAGCCUGAAAGGAACUGUAGCUGCCCGUUCUAAGAAGUUGUUUUGUGUAGCAUGUUUGUAUCUAUACAUCGUGUAGCGUGUGUAUGGAAGCAUAUUUUACACCUACUGCUAAUUUUGUUGUAUUCGUUUUCUGAUUUAUUUUAUAGUUAGUUUUUGCUAUUUAUUAACAACAAAAUGUUGAAAAUUAUGAAUAUUCUUGGCUCUAGAAUGCUUACCACUGUUAAAACAACAACAAAAAAACUAAAUUUCUAAUUUAAUGCAAAUCUCUGUUAGCUCACUCUAGGAAAUUUAUUGAGCGAAACAAUGAAAAAACAGGUGGGAGAUAGUUACUUUGUGCAUGAUUUUCUUUAAAUGAUUUUUAACGAUAGGAAAGCAUUAUUCUGUUUGCUGUAUUUAUUGAUGAAGGAAUGCUGCAGCAUCUUCAUUUUUAGAUGUAGUUGUAGUCUACUUUGAUGGAGGUGUACUUAAAAUAGACCAUUAAGAGAUUAGAUAUUUCUUAAUGUUUUUGCAGCAUUCGAUAGGUGUAAUGGCAAUGAUGUUACCUCUCAAACCAAAUACGAUUUUAUUCUUGCUUUCACCGUAGGACCUUUUGGCUAAUCCAUGAAACCAAGCUCAGAGAAGCUUUAAUUCAUAUUUGUGUGUGUGUAUGCUGCUUCUUAAAAGAUAAUUAUUUUCCUAAGUUAUUGUAAUGACUUUGAUUUGUAAUCAGCUAAAGCUUAAGAUAUAAUUUGUUUCUCUUCUAAGUUUGCUACUGUCUUUCCUUCCUUUCUUCUUCGUAUUUAGUUCAGACCUAGAGCCAGCACAAGUUCUCACAGUGAGUUGGAUUUGUUGGUGAAACAUUGUCCUCCAUGACUAGCCAUUUGUGUACUGUCUUUCAGAAGCUAUUUCUGUUCCUCAGUAUUUGCAAAACAGUGACUGAUGUGCACUGUGUUGAGUGGGCAGUACCACCCUAGCAAUCGAUUGCCAUGAAAAAUUCCAAACUGAAUUUUAGCCUUGCUUCACAUUGGUGUAAAUGGGCAUGCACAUUCUUUUUUUUUAACUUUCUAACAGUAUAGUCUUUGGGUUUAUUUUUUUUUAGUAAUGAGCCACAUUCUUUACGUGAUAGAACUCAAAAUGUGUCCUUAGCCAGCCAAUUAUCAUUGUAGUACUCACAUUGACUAUGUAAGGUUCUCAUAAUGUAUCUGUGCAAUAUAUAAGCUAUGAGUGGAUUCAUAGCUUUUUGGUUUAAUUGUACAUUAUUGUGUGUGUACAUGUGUGUAUAUAUAUGUGUAUAUAUCUGUAAGGACCAAAAUCCUUAGCUUGCUUACACUGUUGCUAGUGUAAAGAUUAUUACACUUAAUUUUACGGGGCACAAAUUAUGGAAUUACUUCAUAAUUCAUGGUAACAUAUUUCCAUAAAUUAUUGCAUUAAUAUACAAUUACCAUUUAAUUAUGAAGUUUAUAGGUAUUGACAGAAGUUACAGUGAAGUGCUAAAAUCACAAUUUAUAUGGUAAUUAUAUUUUGGGUUGUACGAUUAAUGAAAAUAUGCAUGUCAUUGUGACACUUGUUGUGUUGAAACAUGAUAGAUAAUCAUAUUUCUGGGCCCUGUAAAAUAGUGUUACUAUAAUACUCUGUUUUGCCUCCUGCCUUGUUUACAUUAAACAAAGGAUAUUUGGUAAAUUUUUCUAUUGUACGUUGUAUAGGUUACUGACAGUGUUACCAAGGCCUGGAAAUCUCGGGCCAUCUGUGAAGAAACUCUUCAGAUGGUGAUUAUGUACCUAAUAUCUCUUCAAAGGAGGUUGUGAUCAAGUUCAACUUUUUGUGCUAACAAUGCAUGCAGGACUAAGAGGGAUGAUCUAAAAAUAAAUAACGUAAUUUAAACAAAA
Orcinus orca (killer whale) is the source of this 5852-nucleotide messenger RNA. It is a transcript of the gene FHIP2A, whose product is annotated as FHF complex subunit HOOK interacting protein 2A. The record is from RefSeq and is a predicted model, not a curated record. Bases 374 to 2671 code for a protein of 765 amino acids. NCBI's taxonomy places the organism in Eukaryota, Metazoa, Chordata, Mammalia, Artiodactyla, Delphinidae. The transcript is spliced from 17 exons.